GCCGCCGGACGGGGCGGACGUCGGGGCGGUGACUCCCGGAGCGGCGGGGGGUGGGGAGGAGGCGCUAUGGCCGACGUGUUCCCGGGCUCCGAGCCCGGCGCCGACCCGGAGGCGGCGCGGCGCUUCGCUCGCAAGGGCGCCCUGAGGCAGAAGAACGUGCACGAGGUGAAGGAGCACAAAUUCAUCGCGCGCUUCUUCAAGCAGCCCACCUUCUGCAGCCACUGCACCGACUUCAUCUGGGGAUUUGGGAAGCAAGGAUUCCAGUGCCAAGUUUGCUGUUUUGUGGUUCACAAGAGGUGCCAUGAGUUCGUUACCUUCUCCUGUCCUGGGGCUGACAAGGGGCCUGACACUGAUGAUCCCAGAAGCAAGCACAAGUUCAAGAUCCACACCUAUGGGAGCCCCACCUUCUGUGACCACUGUGGCUCUCUGCUCUACGGGCUCCUGCACCAGGGGAUGAAAUGUGACACCUGUGACAUGAACGUUCACAAGCAAUGUGUGAUAAAUGUCCCAAGCCUCUGUGGCAUGGACCACACAGAGAAGAGAGGAAGGAUUUAUCUGAAGGCUGAAGUCACUGGUGACAAACUGGAAGUUACAGUGAGAGAAGCAAAAAACCUCAUUCCCAUGGAUCCAAAUGGACUUUCAGAUCCUUAUGUCAAACUGAAGCUCAUCCCAGAUCCUAAGAAUGAAAGUAAACAAAAAACAAAAACCAUCCGUUCUACCCUGAAUCCCGACUGGAAUGAGUCAUUCACGUUUAAAUUAAAACCUACAGACAAAGAUCGCCGGUUAUCCGUGGAGGUCUGGGACUGGGAUCGAACCACCAGGAAUGAUUUCAUGGGCUCACUCUCUUUUGGCGUGUCAGAGCUUAUGAAAAUGCCAGCCAGUGGAUGGUACAAGCUGCUGAAUCAAGAAGAGGGUGAAUACUACAAUGUUCCAAUUCCAGAUGCUGAUGAAGAUGGGAAUGCAGAGCUCCGACAGAAGUUUGAGGGUAAAAGAACUGGCCGAGAUAAGAAAGCCAAACUUGGGCCAGCUGGUAACAAAGUCAUUACUUCAACAGAAGACAAGAACUCAAGUGUGCCAUCCAACAAUCUGGACAGGGUGAAGCUGACAGAUUUCAACUUCCUCAUGGUUCUUGGAAAGGGGAGCUUUGGGAAGGUGAUGCUGGCAGACAGGAAGGGCACAGAGGAGCUCUAUGCAAUCAAAAUCCUGAAAAAAGACGUGGUGAUCCAGGAUGAUGAUGUGGAGUGCACCAUGGUUGAGAAACGAGUGCUGGCCCUGCAGGAUAAGCCCCCAUUCCUGACACAGCUGCACUCCUGUUUCCAGACAGUUGACCGGCUCUAUUUUGUGAUGGAGUAUGUCAAUGGUGGGGAUCUCAUGUAUCACAUCCAGCAAGUAGGAAAAUUUAAGGAGCCCCAAGCAGUGUUCUAUGCAGCUGAGAUCUCAAUUGGGUUAUUCUUUCUCCAUAACAGAGGGAUUAUUUAUAGAGAUCUGAAAUUAGAUAAUGUGAUGCUGGAUUCAGAAGGACACAUUAAAAUUGCUGACUUUGGAAUGUGCAAGGAGCACAUGUUAGAUGGAGUAACAACCAGGACCUUCUGUGGCACUCCAGACUACAUUGCACCAGAGAUUAUUGCUUACCAGCCCUAUGGGAAGUCUGUGGAUUGGUGGGCAUAUGGUGUGCUGCUCUAUGAGAUGUUGGCUGGCCAGCCUCCAUUUGAUGGGGAAGAUGAAGAUGAACUAUUCCAGUCCAUAAUGGAGCAUAAUGUUUCCUACCCAAAAUCACUGUCCAAAGAAGCAGUCUCCAUCUGCAAGGGGCUGAUGACAAAACAUCCUGCAAAACGCCUUGGCUGUGGCCUGGAAGGUGAAAGAGACAUCAGGGAACAUGCUUUCUUCAGGAGAAUUGACUGGGAAAAGUUGGAGAACAGAGAGAUUCAGCCACCCUUCAAACCCAAAGUGUGCGGCAAAGGGGCUGAAAACUUCGAUAAGUUCUUCACGCGAGGACAGCCGGUGUUGACGCCUCCAGAUCAGCUGGUCAUUGCCAACAUAGACCAAACAGAUUUUGAAGGGUUCUCCUAUGUCAACCCCCAGUUUGUGCACUCCCUUGUAGAAAAUGUAGCAUGAAACAGCAGAACAAACCCCGCCGUGGGGAGCAGCUGUAACCCUACAAUUUUUAGGCUUUCGCCUCGUUGAUUCCAUUUGGGCCUGGAAGUUGUAGGGUUAGAGGGUGGAAGAUGAAGGAAGGGCCACUUAGUCAGGAUUUGGGCUUUGCAGCAGCAAUGUUGUCUUAACAGGAGAUAAAUUAGUGUACGGUGCCCACUUUUUCUUCUAGAAGUCGCCACUGACUUGUGGAAACUUACCCACGCUUUGGUACGCUCGAUAUUUUGUAACUUCCCGCUGUCCUUUUGCUCCCUUUUCCACUGGGUUGUGUUGGAAAAACAUCUUGGAAAUCCAUCUGACUCGUGGUCUGAAUGAGGAGCCACCUGGAGUAUUUGCUCCUUGGAGGUGGGUGCCAGGAGGUGGGAGCUCCUCCCCAGAGACUGAGCGGGGUCAGCUCCAGGGGGGAGAGGCAUUGCAAAAACAGCUCUGAAAGUGUUUGCAGAAUAUGGCAGGGAAAAAAAAAUAAUUGGGAAUGGGUGGGAGGGGGGAUGAAAUCAAAUUAGACCCUGAAGUUUGGUGAACUGAUCCUGUAAAAUCCCAAAUAAAAGCACUGAGGUGGUGGCCACGUCUCUAGGAUUUGUACUAGGAGUAGCAUGUGAUAAACUCGAGGGUGAAAUUUUGUCUUUAAUAAUAAUGAUAAUAAUAAUGAUAAUAGUAAUAAUUUUAAUAAUACUUUUGUGAAUUUUUAAUCUCCAUGAGAUUAUUCUGUGAUCCAGGGUGCCAUUGUCUGUUCAGUUGGUUUCAUUUACACCACUCCUCAAGUUUACUGUUAACUGGUUCUAAUACCAAUAUUUUACUAUGAAAUUUAUUAACCUGGAAUGUAAAACAAAACUGUAAUUCCUUAUAUCUUAUUUACAUGUGUUUAUUUAUAGUCUGCAGUGUAGGACAGUAAAUUGAAGAAAGCAUUAUGUAUACUAAAUUAACAUAAAAUGCAGCCCCAACUGACUUCCUGAUUUCUCCAGAAUAACUCAUGAAAAUCAAGGGAGAUUUAGUCUUAAAUAAUCAGUUUUAAUUCAGAAAACGUUGGGCUGUAGAAUAAUCAAGCCUGAAAAAAAGCAGCACCUAAAACUCAUUUUCUUGAUAGAAUGGAAUUUAAUACGUUUUACAUAUGCUUCAUGCAAUGAAUUUUGCAUGUUUAGUAAUAACUCUUAAUAAUAAGGGUUAAUAAUAAGCAGAUCUGUAUUAUUGACAUAAUCGUAUCGAGCAUAAAGAGUAUUAUAAAAAUUUUAUAAAACAACUUGUGCUUUAUUUGUGAAAGUUCUUGUUCUGGAUGACACCAUUUAGGUUUAGCUAAAUGUUUUCUUGCUAUUGUUUUGAUUUUUACUUUAGGUUUUGAAUAUUGUUACUGGCUUAGGGUAUAAUCUCUUUUUUUUAAAGUAGAUAUACUUUUAAAGAAUAAUUGCUACCUGCAGGUUUUAUACGAGGUUCAAUUAGGCUUUCAUUUCACAUCUGCUUAUUACUUGCAGAGAAGGAAAUAGACUUUAUUUGCAAUGAUGAACACUGUAAUUAAUGCAAUCUUCUCCUCUCCUAUCACUUAGAUAAAAAAUUUUGAUAUUUCCUCUUACUACUUACCAGAAGAUAUUAACUCAAAUAUCAGUAAAUAAUGUUUUGUGCAUAUUUUGGGUUUGUUACAGCAUGUAAAAUACUAGUUGGUGCAUUUCCCUUUUUUUUCCUCUCCUGCCUUGAUCCCAUUAGCAGCCACAGGCACUUUUUGUCUGUCAGAUGUGCAUGAUGAUGCCAGAAGCAUGAUGUCUCUGUUGCUGCAUGCAGACUGAUAACAGUUUUUCCAGCAUGUAAACAUAUUCAAAAAGUAAGAUAUUUGCCAUAAAAUACUUCCAUUUAUACUAGAAGAUGUAAUGGGGUGGGGUGGGAGGGGAACCUGCUUUCUAAUCAUCUUUUAUGACAAUAAAACAUGGAACCUGUGCCAAAGAUUCUGUCAGAAAGAUCCAGUCCUGCCAGGUGGGAGCCACAGGGGUGGGUUGGACCUGGGGGUGCCCUGGGGGAGCUGGGCAGGUGUUGAGGGAGACGUGGUUGGAUGUGAAGGGUGACAGUGUCGAGCUUCUGCACCUGCAGGGCCCUUGGGAAAUGUGGCUUUGGGGCCAGGAUGUGCAAUUUCUGCACCCCAGAAUCCAACUGCUGCCCUGGCUCAGUCCUUUUGUACCCCAGCUCCCACCAGCAGCAUCUUGGAGUGAUCAACCCCUGACAUUCCCACUCACGAGGGGCAUUGGCCAACUGACAGGAGCUCUGAUCAUUGCCUAAACAAACAGGACUCCAAGCUUUUCAAACAUCUUAGGAGUAAAAUUUUUAAACUGUUCUGUGUCAAAUAUGUUCUCAUCCAAGACUGGGAGUUCAUUUUCUCCUUUGUGUGUUAUGUACUUCAAAAACAAUGGAAUUCACCAUAAAGCAUGUGGCCUAAUGCAGCACUCAUGACUUCUUUUCUUUUCUUUUCUUCUGAAUGUUAUUAGCCUGGCAAUGUUUAGUAAAAUGCUGUAGAAGACAAUAGGUUAAAUUAAGAUAACAGAUUACUGAGUCUCAGAUUUUAACAAAGAAGGGGCUCUCAACUAUGCCAGUCUGCCAAGAGGUGCCAUAGUGCUUGUUUUUAAAAUGUGAAGGGAAAAAGACACUUUUGAAAAAGGAAAAUACUGGGAGAAAUACCAGCAUGCAGGUUUGGAGAGUAAGCAAAGCAGAACAGGGGCAGAACUGAACCAAGCCAGAAUCCAGGCAGGAGCUCCCUUGGGUAGAUGUUGCCAAGUUCUGAUUUCCUGAUGAAAUCUGAAUUUUCCAAGGAGGUCCCAGUGCUGGCACAGUUGUGACAGUCAGUGCUGUUGACACCAGGACACAGGGCUGCUCUGACACUGGGACAGAGCUGCUCAUUUUCUGGCUACUUCUCAUUCCCAGUUUCUUCAGGCCUUGUGGUUGUCUCCCAGUUUUUCUGCUGUAGAAGCAGAAAUUCCUCUUUAGUGUCAUUACCUCAGGUCCUGUGACAGACGUGCUGUCUUCUGGAGGUUUCUGAAACACUCAGGAAAAGGUACUGGGAACUCCUGGAUCCUGCAGGAGCAAGGCAGGGUUGGAUAAAGCAGGGAUUAGUGUGUUACCCCUGACUGCUCCUCCUGAUGCCCUCACAUGCUCUGACCUUUCCUGAGAACUCCCGCUGCCUGCUCAGAAUCCAGAAACUUAUGGCAAGGAAAACCUGAAGAAUCCAACCAGAACUUUCAUGUCUUUUCAGAGACAGAUGUUAUUUAUAUAAUAUUUUUCACAAGAUUUGGGUUUCUGGAGAACAUGUAUCAACAGAAGGAGAGGCAUUAGAGCUGCUUCCCUUUCACUUGUGUUUGAUAGCAAGUGUAAUCCCAACACCCACGUUGCCACCAAGAUUACCCAAAAGGCAAAUUGAAAAUUGUGCUGCACUGAAGCUGGGGUGGAAGUUUUGGGAGCUGUGAUUGAAAAUUGUGCUGCACUGAAGCUGGGGUGGAAGUUUGGGAGCUGUGAUUGAAAAUUGUGCUGCACUGAAGCUGGGGUGGAAGUUUGGGAGCUGUGUUUCCAUCCCUGUGCUGGAGUCCCAGAUGGUUCCAGGGCAGCCCCAUUCCUGCUGGGAGGGGAACAGGUUUGCCAUGUAAAACUUCCAAGGGGUUUUCAGGGAUCCAGUGGGACUUAACUGGCUCCUAGGCAAUUUCUGUCAUCAUUCAGGCAUCUGGAUGCUUUUGUGCACCUUGGAGUGACCAGAGCAGGGUGGUGGGAUUCCAGGAGAACCAUUUCACCCACCAGCCAGGCUCAGUGCUCUCAGCAGCCUGGCACAUGUGUGAGAAGGAGAGAGCACACUCCUGUGAUAAAAUAGUCCUUAAUCCAGUUUGGAGGAGAAAUCCAGUUUGACUUUCUGAUUCUUCAUUCUUUCCAGAAAUACAAUUAAAUUUCCUUUUAUAAACUGAAGAAAGUUCUUCUGGAAAUCAGCUGUUAGUUUGAAAAAACCUCAUCACGUCUGAAUGCUGCUGGCAUUUGAAAUCCAUCCUGUCUUUUGGGGUGAAUCCAAUUCAGUAAUUCUGGGCUUCUAUAAAAUUAAUAAGGUCGAGCAAGAGAGGAACUUGUCUUCUAGCUGGAAAGAUGACACAUCCAAGGGUGGAGUGGUACCAGCUGAAAAGUGUUUUCUGUGCCUCUGGAUGCAAUCCCAGUUCCAUGCCAUAGCAGGGGGCAGAUCCUCCUUAUUGUGCAAAGCCUAGCAUUGGAUAUAAUUCAUAAUAAUAAUCCAAUAAUAAAGCUUUGAUUCAAGUAGAAAGCAUAUCUACAGUAUCUCGAGUUUACAGUAGGCUUUUGGACCUGCCAGGAAACUUCUGGAAAUAUUUACUGUGAUGUUCAGUUCUUUCAGUCAUUAGCAUAAGUUAUUGUACAUAGGGGUUUUGUCUCUUUGCAAACUUGAGUGUGGGCUGUGCUUGAUGUGUCCCCUCUGCAGGUGGGCACUGAGCUGCCAAGUAGUCAUAAAGCAGACAAGCUAAAAAGCACUUUUUUCCCUCAGCCCCUCACUCACAGACAGGAUCUGAAAUAGCUGAGUUGCAGAAAUCAGUAACAUUUGACUCCAUAAACAUGCAUGAUUCCCUCACUGUGCCAGGAACAACUGGGAAUGAAAUAAUUAAAUAGCCUUGUCAUCAAUAAUGACCAUGCACUACAGCCCUCCUGCUCCCAGGAAAGCCCUGAGAGGGAGAGGCCCCUUGUCAUCCUCUCUGCCUCACCUACCCCACCUGCAGAAUGGGGAGGUGAGACUGGCUGACCCCACAGGGAGGGGUGAGGACUUCUUAGGCAACGUUUCUAAUUCACUUUUAACCUGGAAAGAGUUGUGUAAGUAUUAUUAUCAUUUUUACUCUGAAAUCAGCUUCUUGGAUUCACAUGGUACUGCUGGCUAUACCAUGCUGUUUCUACUUUUUUAUAGAACUUUGGUAACUCUGCUGAAACCGUUUGAAGAGAAAUAAAAUCAGAUCUGACAGGUUUCUUACAGAAUCUGGAGUCCAGCUUUUGUACCUGGAGUCAGGGUGUGAUGGGGAGUGAUGGUUGCUGAUUGUGCACUUACCUCUUUUCCAGCUACUGAGAUUUUUAUGUGCAAUUUAAAAAUUCCAUGUGGAUGGAAGUCUUAGCAGAACUGAUAAUUGGAGGGAAAGGUUCCCUUUGGGUAAAUAAAGUCAGCCCAGCUGUUUUCUAGCACCGUUUUUACUGACUCCUGCUGAAGGAGGAGCUCUGUUCUUUGUGCAGCUGGUUUGUCCAUGACAGGCUGAUAUUUUCUGUUGAUAAUUUAAUGUAUUUCUGUGUUGUAAAUGCGUCUUUGUGCUUUUUUUUUCCUUGUCUGUGACACCGUAGUUCAAAUUUAAAAGGAAACUGCUCCAGAAGCUGUUUUUUUCUUCCACUGAUGUCAGUUGACCUAAAUAAAUAAAUUAAGUCUGUUAAUGAUUUGAAACAGUACAGGAUGAGUAGCAACAACAUUGACACAGCUGCCACUGAGGCUCAUUUCUCACUGCUUACAUUGGACACUCUGCAGCUGAUGUUUCAUUAGUUUAUAAUUAAUAAUGACAGGAACGUUUUAAUAGAAAGGAAAAUGAUGUUCAUGAUCUUUACAAACAUUUUCCUGAGAACUAUUUGAAUUUCUUUUCCUUCUCUCUGAACCCCUUGGGGUGACACUGCCAAGGGCUCUGUCCCUCCAGAACUUCACACACUCCUGGCUUAAAAAUCUUCAAAUUAACAAACCAAAGCCACUGCAAGGCACCCAGGGAACCACAGAGCUCCUGGGUGCUGAGUGCUUGGCCAAGAGCUCCAGAUCACUGAAAAUAUUAAUUAUAUUAUGUGUUGUACCCACUGUUGGCCUUGGACUGUAAAAACAAUGCUCUUGCAGGGGUAAUAAAAAGUUAAUCUAUGGCUCCUUCCCCAAACCUUUCGUUUGUUCUCUCCCAUGUUACCAAAAUGUAGGUAAGAAAAAAAAAAUUUCAAUAAAAUGAAACUCAUUGCCUCUUUCUAAAAUGUGCAUUUCUCAACACUCUGUGGUUUUGCACAACAAUACAGAGAACACCUGAAACUUCUCAAAUGACUGUAUGCUACUCAAAUUUUUUGAUCAUUAAGUAAUCCCACCUUGAACUCAUUAAUAUUUUUAACAUUAUUUUAAGACCCAAAUGUUGUAUUUAUAUAGAGGAGAACAUUAUUUAUUUUCAUAUCAUUUAUCUGCAAGAUGCUACUAGAAAAUUUGGAGAGGCCAUCCAUUUUCAAAAGAUUCUUAAAAAACCCAAGCAUUGGAAGUGUAGUGGGCAAGACUGAUGUACAAAUUACAGCAUCUUUUUUUUUGUUUGUUUCAUAACUCGCAGUAUCUUCAGUCUUUGUUUGCAUGAAAUGCUUUUGUUAAGUAUUAAUUGUAGUUUCAAAGCAAGUGUGUAUGAAUAAAAACACUGAUCAUUA
Messenger RNA from Serinus canaria (Common canary), 8571 nucleotides. It is a transcript of the gene PRKCA, whose product is annotated as protein kinase C alpha. Bases 67 to 2115 code for a protein of 682 amino acids. The record is from RefSeq and is a predicted model, not a curated record. Gene Ontology annotation, molecular function: ATP binding; zinc ion binding; diacylglycerol-dependent serine/threonine kinase activity. Gene Ontology annotation, biological process: protein phosphorylation. The transcript is spliced from 18 exons. NCBI's taxonomy places the organism in Eukaryota, Metazoa, Chordata, Aves, Passeriformes, Fringillidae.